CCUGCAGACCGCACGACGAUCGGCACAGUACCACGCUCGUCUCGUCACUGCACCAUCGAUACCGGUCCACGGCAGUCCGCGCAUAACAACACGUAAUGGUAACCACCGGCGCGACGUCGGGUUACCGCGGUCGCGGUUCGCGGACGUCCAACGGCCGUCGUCCGGCGGCGGAGGUCUUGAUGGCAUUAUCCGUGCUGGCGCUGGGGCUACUGUCGCUGCUCGGGCCGACGGCGGAUUGUCGACGGGCCGACAAGCGCAGGCACCACUGGAAGGUGAACGUGAUCAAAAACCAUUUGAAAAAUCACAAGAGCCUCGAGGGGAUGGUGCGGCUGGUCGACGGCGAAUCCGAAUACGAAGGUAACGUGGAGAUCAUGCACCUGGGAAAAUGGGGCGCCAUCUGUGACGACGAAUGGGACUCGAGAGAAGGACAAGUGGUGUGCAGACAAUUGGGCUACAACGGCACGUCGAGGGUCACUCACAGCUCGCACUUCGGACAAACUGCCAGAAUGUAUUGGAUGGACAACACUCAGUGCGGCGGCCAAGAGCUGGAAAUUUCCGAGUGCCGAUUCGACAGUUGGGGCGAGAACGACUGCGACCCUUCCGAAGCGGCGGGAGUGGUGUGCGAUUCGCCCGAACCCGAAAAGCCCAAAUACUCUGUGCCCUCGGUGACGGUUGCUCCGAAAAAAGCCACCCGAAAGUACAGGAUCAAAGACACUUCUGGGUCGGACAUCGAAUUGCGGCUGGCAGGAGGCAGGACAUCGGAAGAAGGCAGAGUGGAAGCCAAGACCAAUGACGGUUGGGGCGUGAUAUGCGGCGACGGGUUCGGCGUGCUUGAAGCGUUGGUCGUGUGCCGUUCAGUCGGGCUCGGGUACGCAGCAGCCGCCUUCCAGACGGACCGGUUCGGAGGGCUGGACCUUCCGGUUGUGUUGUCAGCAGUCGAAUGCGCCGGAAACGAGUCGUCGCUUGCCGGAUGUUAUCACCAGCACAAGGCCACGUGCUCGACCAGGAAAGAGACGGUGGCUGCGGUCGUGUGUGCCCGGGAGAUGGCGGACCUGGCGGUGAACACCGACGAACUGACGAGAUCGGCGUACCUGGAGGACAGACAGAUGUACUUCUUGCAGUGCGCCAUGGAGGAGAACUGUCUGGCGUCGUCUGCGUACCAGCUCCGGCGGGACGAGACCGAUUGGCACCUGAUCACCCGGCGGCUGCUGCGGUUCACCGCGAAAAUCACAAACGUCGGCACCUCCCCGUUCCGGCCUGCCGUGCCCAAACAUCUGUGGCAGUUUCAUCAGUGUCACAUGCACUACCACAGCAUGGAAGUGUUUGCCACUUUCGACGUGCUGGACGGCGGCGGCAUGAAGGUGGCCGAGGGACACAAGGCGUCGUUUUGUCUGGAAGACAAUCAGUGCACGGACGGCGCCAGGCCGGCCUUCGCGUGUGCGGACUACGGUGACCAGGGCAUAUCGGUCAACUGUUCGGACAUUUACCGGCACAACAUCGACUGUCAGUGGGUUGACGUGACCGAUCUGAACCCGGGGCUGUACACACUCAAGGUGUCAGUCAAUCCGGAGCACAAAAUCCCGGAGAUGACGUACGCCAACAACGCGGCUGUGUGCUCGAUGUUCUAUUCCGAGACUUUCGUGAAGAUCCACGACUGCGUCCUACAAGCCCCGUGACGGACUGUCGAAGUCUCUUGCGUGUUGGUCCGUCGUGCGACGAGUCACCGAAAAGCGUUUAUUUGAUAAAAAAAAAAAAAAAAUAGGUUAGCUUUAGGUUAGCACCAUACUAUUACGCCGCACAUGCAUCGACUUCAAAUGAUUACAAUUACACUCAUUACAUAAUAUAUUAUCGCGACUUUAUAUUGUAUAUUAACUAUUAAUCAUAUUAUACCCGUGGGUGGGCCUGCUACAGUUGUAGUCGUGUACAUGGUAUUAUGGAUAACCCAGUAACGUGCAUUGUGAACUUUUUAUUAAUGUAAGGUACCCGUACACGUGAUAUUGUUGUGAAUUUGCAAUCUAAUAAAAUUAAUUUG
Messenger RNA from Myzus persicae (green peach aphid), 2032 nucleotides. It is a transcript of the gene Loxl2, whose product is annotated as lysyl oxidase homolog 2. Gene Ontology annotation, molecular function: protein-lysine 6-oxidase activity; copper ion binding. Gene Ontology annotation, biological process: peptidyl-lysine oxidation. The coding region runs from base 96 to 1676 and encodes 526 amino acids. The record is from RefSeq and is a predicted model, not a curated record. Gene Ontology annotation, cellular component: membrane. NCBI's taxonomy places the organism in Eukaryota, Metazoa, Arthropoda, Insecta, Hemiptera, Aphididae. The transcript has 8 exons.